Messenger RNA from Teleopsis dalmanni, 1914 nucleotides. RefSeq names its product TNF receptor-associated factor 6 (gene Traf6). The record is from RefSeq and is a predicted model, not a curated record. The coding region runs from base 166 to 1431 and encodes 421 amino acids. Gene Ontology annotation, cellular component: plasma membrane signaling receptor complex. The transcript has a single exon. Gene Ontology annotation, molecular function: protein binding. Lineage: Eukaryota; Metazoa; Arthropoda; Insecta; Diptera; Diopsidae. Gene Ontology annotation, biological process: regulation of canonical NF-kappaB signal transduction; tumor necrosis factor-mediated signaling pathway; positive regulation of JNK cascade.
GACAAAUCAACAACAGAAGAAAUCGAUUUUAGUCAUACAAAUUUUUGUACGUAGUUUUCUACAGUAUUUUUGAGGUGUUUUUAUGUAAAAUAAGGAAUUGUGCUAAAUUAAUUUAGGAAUAUAUGAUUGUAUAUAAGUAUAAAGUUAAGUAAUUGAAUACGCAAAAUGCAAAAUUCCAAUCAUAAUCACAAUAAGCACUACGAUAAUAAAUCAAUGGCUGUGCCACCAAACUCAUUAACUCUUACAACAAAAUCAUACAUACCAGCGCCAGCAUCUAUAACAUCGGAUGAAAACGAUCCAGACUACCCAGAUUCACGUUACGAAUGCGCAAUAUGCAUACAUUGGUUAAAUGAACCUGUACUCACAUCGUGCGGACAUCGUUUUUGCAAAUCCUGUCUCAAUGAAUGGCUACGAAAUCAUAAUCAAUGCUGUCCGUUGGACAAUGAAAAACUCUCUGCUGACCGUAUUUUUCCAGAUAAUUUUACCAGGCGUGAAAUUGAGCAAAUUAAAUUUAAAUGUCCCAAUUCACCGCAUGGUUGCGAAGUGAUCGCAUCACCUAUAGAAGUGGAUCGACACUUACCAACUUGUCGUUACAGACGUCAACAAGAGAGCACCGAAGAGAAGUGUCCCUUUGCUAUUGUUAAAUGCGAUUUCAUUGCACGAGCAGAAACAAAUGCUAUUGAAGAGCAUAUCAAAGAUAAUAUGCCACAUCAUUUGCAACUGAUGUUGCAGGCAUUUCAACAAACCGCUAUAUCAACAUGGAACCCACAGAAGGCAACAUCUAAGACAAAUGGUCAUGUUUCAGGUGCAGUACCUCCACCACCACAAUAUGCAAACGAAGCAGACGAGCAACUAAUACAAGCAAUGUAUCAACGUAUCGUUAUUUUGGAACAACGUACACGUGAACAGGAUGUUAAACUUGAAAAUCUAACAAAACAAUUACAAUUAACUACAUCGCGACAACAAAUCGAUCCUCGUUACAGCAAUGGUACAAUAGUAUGGGAAAUUAAUAAUUUCCAUGCGCUUGUCGAGCGUUUACGUGCCAAUGCUAAUAAUCAAAUAUAUUCGAAAGAAUGCUACACGUCGCCUUAUGGCUACAAAUUUUGCGCUCGUCUUAAUAUACAGCCUAAGAAGGAUAAUUUAUUAAGUCUACACGUUCACUUAAUGCAAUCCGAAAACGAUUUCCAUCUUGAUUGGCCAUUUAAAGGACGCAUAAAAUUGUGUAUGAUACAUCCACGUGAUCCAGGCAAUCUCUCACAACAUGACACCUUAAUGACAAAACCUGAAAUAUUAGCAUUUCAUCAACCACAUGAACGUAUCAGUACUAGAGGAUUCGGUUUUGUCGAAUAUGCCAAAGUUUCUGAUAUUGUACAUAAAGGCUUCUGUGAAGGUGAUCGUUUAGUUAUUAAAAUACAAAUGAAUAUAGUCUGAAGAGAAAAAACAGAACUUUUCAAAUAAUGGAGCUUUCUAAUAUUCUAUUAUUAAUUACAGUCAUAGUUCCAUAACUCGAAUAUCUAUAACUCGAACUAAAUAGAGUGCAACAGGGUUUAGAGAGCAAAUUACAUAUAAUUACAAAAAGUUCUAUAACUAGAAGUCUCCAUAAGUGGAAUCUUGUCUUUGCAAAAUGGUACUUUGAGUUAUGGAAGGUUGGCUGUAUUUCCAUUUUAUUGUAAUUUCUUUGUGUUCUUACAGUUAAUUUAAGUUCAUUCAAUUGUAAUAUUAGGAUAUAUAUAUUUUUGUUUGUAUUUUGUGCAUAAUCAUUUAUAUCUAUUUGUUAUUAUAUAUUACUUAGCCGUCCAUAUAAUUCCAUUAGAAAACUAGUUAUGUAUGGUAAAUUAGACAAAGUUUAGUAGUGUUUUACAAUUAAUUAAAUUGUAUUAUCAUUUCAUUUUGUAUUAGUGGAAAAUUCCUUCU